Molecule: messenger RNA, 3881 nt
Organism: Drosophila obscura
Lineage: Eukaryota; Metazoa; Arthropoda; Insecta; Diptera; Drosophilidae
Gene: beat-VI
Exons: 7
Coding region: 924-1916 (330 amino acids)
Source: RefSeq, a predicted model, not a curated record
UUGAAAAUGUCUUUCGUGCGGUUCGGUUAGUGCAACGGGUAUAAAUCCAGCUGUCGCUUCGGCUUCCACUGGCAACUGGCAAACACACACAGAGAGAAGGGACAAAGGCAUGCAUGCCAUGCCCCAAAAGUAAACAGCAACAAGAACAGCAGAGCUUCGCAAUAAUUAAAUAACAUUUGUCCAGCACACACAAAAUUGUGGCACUCGAGUGCUCAAAUCACCCGGGGACUACCCCACUAAAAUACAAAAUACCAAAAAAAAAAAUACAAAAAGAAUAAACACGAUUCCCCCCCUCGCAAAACAAGUGAAUAUAUAUGCCGGCAUUUACAUCCACAUCUCUGUAUGUUCAUGUCCAUCGCACAGCAACAAAGAUAACCCGCCGAUGCUCCGUGGUUUAGUGGCAAUUUGCAUUUAUGAACUGUACGCCGGCACUCACCGUGCAUACGAAAAGAAACCCAUCCUUAAGAAGGGCAGGCAGCAGCCAUCGAUAAUCAAAGUCAGCCAAGAACUGCCACUGCCUCCAGACAGAGUGAAUGAGCGAGUCCUUUGAAGUCCUCGAACCUUUGUGCGGUGUCUAUGUGUGAGAGAGAUAGAGAGAGAGAGUGCGGUGUGCAAAAGUGUGAAAAAGCGCAAAAUAAAUAUUAAAAGCAAAACGUGCGUGGAUUAGAAAGCAUAACCCGUAGAGCAGCGACCAUACGGCUGCCACUGCUGCUGCUGGAAAGAUCUGAAAGAGCUCGCCGCAAUAAGCAGACAACGCCGCCAGCAGACGGCGGCGUCUGGCGCCGGAACUGUCUAGCGGCGCAGCCGACAAGAAGGGGCAGCAGCCACACAGCAGGAGAAACGGGAGACUGUAUCCGCAGAAGGAACAGCCACAAGAAGGAGGAGCAGCAACAACAACAACAGCAGAAUAUACACACAGAAAAAUGGCCAGCCAACGGGAGGCCAAGGGAGCAGCAGAUCGAGGAAGAAGUGCUUCUCGAGGUCGAGGAGUAGGAGUCUUGCAUUCCACAUUCAAUAUGCUGGCAUUCAGCUGGAUUAUCAUCUCCGAGCUAAUGCUCAGUGCUCAUUGCCUAAAGGAUCUGAAGAUAUUCGUGCCGGAGGCCGUCAUCAUGGGAAAUGCAGCGACAUUGUCUUGUCAAUAUGAUUUGGAGCAGGCAGCGCUGUACGCCGUGCGCUGGUACUUUGGCCAGGAGGAGUUCUAUCGCUAUGUACCCCGCGAGGCCAAGCCCACAUUUGUCUUCGCCGUUGCCGGCAUUAAUGUUGAUCUCACCAAUUCUGAUGCCACGUCCGUCACGUUGAAAGGUGUCACCCGAGAGCUGAGCGGCAGCUAUCAGUGCGAGGUCUCCGAGGAUGCGCCGCUCUUCCACACCGAGAUACGGUCGGCGCACAUGCAGGUGAUUGAGCUGCCCAAAGAUGAUCCGGUGAUGCAGGUGGACAAGAAGGUGAUUGGCGCCAAUGACAACUUCAAGGCUGUGUGCACUGUGGGUCCCUCCUAUCCGCCGGCGAACAUAACAUGGUACAUCAACGGACGAAAGAUUUAUAAAACACCCCUGCAGCGCAUCACACAGGACGCGUUUGAGGGCUCGACCACGUACUCCUCGCUGGAGAUCUAUCCGCACAGCCAGGUGCUGCAGGGCUUCUUCCAAGCGAUGCCCAAAUACCAGCCCAACAUUAUGCUGCUCUGCGAGGUCUCCAUACUACAUGUGUUCCACAAGAGCGUUCAGCAGCGUAUCGGGCUGAGCAAUGCGCCGCCAACCACCAUUUCGCCCAAUCUACUCGGUCUCGAGGGCUCCAAGCGGUAUGCCAAUGGCGAUCCGGAUAACUCGGCGCUCACCGGCGCCUCACAGUGCAUCUGCUGCAGCGCUUUGGGCUCUGUCACCCUCGCAUUGGCCACGCUGGCGGUGGCACAGCUGUGACCGGUAUAUGGGGCAACAUAAACAAUUAUUAUUGGAAAGCAAACACACAGAAGAGUGGCGAAGGAAGGGGAGCAGGAGGAGGAGCAGAAGGAGGCGGCGGCACAUAAAGUGUAAUUAAAAAAUAACAAAAACAAGAAACUAUACAAAAAUAUGAAUGAGUAUGUGGAUGCAACGUGCUUAAUUGCAACACAAACCAGAAAUAAAACAACAACAAAAAAUAUGGAAAAUAAAAAAAAAAAAACCUGCGAGGGGGGAAAAACGAGGAGAAAAAUCGUUGUCAGCGCCUAGUAAAAUGUCCUUGUAUUUUAUAUUGUUUUUUAUUUGCCACGAAACAGGGGUCGCGUCGCACAUCGCAGGUUCACAGUUCAAAUUGAGGUAUAUUUUCAAUGCAUUUAUUCAUUUGCGGCCAUUCUUCAUGCAACAUUCCGAUAAUAACGAACUAUAAUAUUCAGUCAUAAGUGAAAGCUGCAGUGAAAGGCUACACUUUCACAGAAGAUCAGGCGAGCGUAAAGGCGAGAUGUUAAAAUAAUUAAUGUUUAAAAAAAAAAAAAAAAGAUAUAUAAUAGAUUGAAUACGUAACAAGGCGUAGCAGAUUGUUGUGGAUCGAUGGAAGAGCAUUAAAAUAGUGAAAAGUAAUCCAUAAAUUUAAUUUAAUUAAAAUUAACACACGCAAAACUAAUUGCAUAUUAAAAAAGUGGCAACAAAAAAAACACAACAAUUAAUAAGCAUAAGUCAGAGAUCGGAAUAUUUAAAAACUAUAAGUACACCCUACCCUCCACACAAGAAAGCCGCAGCCGAACCUAGACACAUAAGCCGUGUAAAUAAUAUUUGUAAAAAAAAAACACACACACAAAAUAAUAAAUUAAUAAAAAUGAAUCAAUGAACGAAUAAAGAAAAAAAACGAAAACCAUGCACAAAGGCAGCAGCAGGACCCCCGUGCGGAGGCAAACAUUAAUUAAAGCUAUGAUAAAAAAAAAAAUAAAAAUACAAACUAAUUAGUUGCAUAAGAAAAAUCAAUAAAAAAUAAAAUCAAAAGUGAAUAUCGGGGCAGAAUGCAGUUUAAUUGGGUUUAUAUUUGUAUUUCAAUUGUGGCUUUAAUUUGCGGUUUCUGUUUGAUUUUUAUUUAAUUGUUAAUUUGACGGAAGACGAAACUUUGUUUUAGACUAAAUUUACAUACUAAAUGCAAAAUAUAUAUUAUAUAUAAAUACAAUAUAUAUUUAUCUAAUAUUUAAUGUCGAAUCGAAAGAAUUUAGUGCGUAUGAGUCGUAUGUGUUAGGAUGGAAUAAUGUUGAGAGUAUAUUCUACUGAAAGUAAAAGUAAAAACCAACUAUUUUUGGAGAUUCAGAUGCUAAAGGACUCUGCAUUGAUUUCACAACAAAAACAAAAAAGAAAACAUUUAGAUAAUGUUUGAAAAACAAAUGUCGACAAAAACCAAAAAUAUAUUGUAAAUCAAAAACGAAAAAAAAAAAACGAAUAAAAUCUUCUAAAAUAAAACGAAAAUUAUUUGAUCGCAUGUUGCAAAGCGGUCAAAUAACUGAAAAAUCAAAUAACGAAAACUGAAUGAAAAACUGGCAAGCCCAAAACCCCCAAAAACUAAAUUUAAAACUAAACUAACAAAACAAAAACACUAAGAAUAAAAUGUAAAAUCAAACUUAAAUACAGGAAAACACACACAAAAACAAAACACAACCCCGAAGGCAAUGAUGAAGCGCGAUGAAAUUAUAUAUUAAAUAUGCAUAUAAUUAUGGAUAAUUUAAUGGAUGUUAAGCAAAGGCCACACAAAAUGGUCAAAACCAGAAUCAAACCACACGCCCCCUAAAGAGGCAACAAAACGAAAAGAAAAACAAAAAACCAAAACAAAAAACCAAAAAGACAACCAAAUGCACGCCACAAAAUGGGCGUGGAAUUUAGCUCAAAAUUAAAUGCGAUAAAGGCAAGAAUUAUAUGAUGAAAUAAAUAAAUAAU